AUGAAAUGCAGUGAUGUGAUUUGCAGAGGAGGAGGAGAAGAAGGAAUGGCUUACAUGUGUGCAGACAGUGGGAACCUCAUGGCCAUUGCGCAGCAAGUUAUCAAGCAGAAGCAGCAACAAGAACAACAGCAACAGAAGCAGCAGCAGCAACACCAUCUUAAUCCUCUCUCUCUCCACCCAAUUCCAUGGAACAACACUCCCCCUCUAGGCUACCCUCUACCUCCCACAGACUUCCCCGACCCCUUCCAACCCGAUCCCCCAUUCCACUUCCCGGACCCUCACUCAGCCCCUCCCCCCGCCCCCUUCCGCUUCUCCGAUUUCGACUCCGACGACUGGAUGGACUCCCUCAUCGCCGCCGCCGACACCCCCUCCUGGCACACCAAUGCCGAUUUCCCCUUCCCAUCCGAUCUCAACCGCCUCAUCUUUCCCUCCUCCGACGCCGCAACCGCAACCGCCACCGCCUCACUCCCCCUCCAACCAACCCCUCCCCCGGCGCCGCAGGACCCCGUCAACACCACCCUCUCCUCCGAAGCCGACUCCGCCCACCCGCUCCUCAAAGCCCUAACCGAGUGCGCCUCCCUGGCGGAGUCCGAACCGGAUCAGGCAGCGGAAUCCCUAACGCGUCUCAGAAAAUCCGUAUCCCAACACGGGAACCCCACUCAGCGUGUGGCCUUCUACUUCUGCGAAGCCCUCGCCCGUAAAAUAUGGGCCGAGAAAGAGAAGGCCGAGCCCAACACCGGAACGACUUCGGAGGAGUUAACACUCGCUUACAAAGCCCUCAACGACGCUUGCCCUUACUCCAAGUUCGCACACUUAACCGCCAACCAGGCCAUCUUAGAAGCCACCGAGGGCGCCUCCAACAUCCACAUCCUCGACUUUGGCAUCGUCCAAGGGAUUCAAUGGGCCGCGCUCUUGCAGGCCUUCGCCACUCGCUCUUCCGGAAAGCCCAACAAGAUCAAAAUCUCCGGGAUUCCCGCCAUCGCUCUCGGCGUCUCGCCCGGCCCAUCUCUCUCCGCCACCGGCAACCGCCUCUCCGAGUUCGCCAAACUCCUCGACUUGAACUUCGAGUUCGCGCCUAUUCUCACUCCCAUUCACGACCUCGACCGCAACAGCUUUUGCAUUCACCCAGACGAGGCCUUGGCCGUCAACUUCAUGCUCCAGUUGUAUAACCUCUUGGAUGAGCCUCCAACCGUCGUCGACACCGCCCUCAGGUUGGCCAAAUCUCUCAACCCCAAAAUCGUCACCCUUGGUGAGUAUGAAGCCAGCUUGACACGCGUCGCCUUUCUCAACCGCUUCAAGACUGCGUUUAACUACUUCUCUGCUCUCUUCGAGUCCCUCGAGCCCAACUUGCCCGCAGACUCGCCGGAGAGGUAUCAGGUCGAGAGUCUUCUCCUCGGACGCCGAAUCGCCGCGGUCGUUGGCCCUGGGCCCGUUAGGGAGAGCAUGGAGGCAAUGGAGCAGUGGAGGGUUCUCAUGGAGCGUGCUGGCUUUGAGUCCGUCAGUCUCAGCCAUUAUGCAAUUAGUCAAGCCAAGAUACUUCUUUGGAAUUACAGUUACAGUUCUCUGUUUUCGCUGGUUGAAUCUAAACCACCGGGGUUCUUGUCUCUGGCUUGGAAAGAUGUUCCUCUCCUGACUGUCUCCUCGUGGCGUUAA
Messenger RNA from Sphenostylis stenocarpa, 1653 nucleotides. Lineage: Eukaryota; Viridiplantae; Streptophyta; Magnoliopsida; Fabales; Fabaceae. The record is from the annotation of a GenBank genome assembly.